Bursaphelenchus okinawaensis is the source of this 898-nucleotide messenger RNA. Lineage: Eukaryota; Metazoa; Nematoda; Chromadorea; Rhabditida; Aphelenchoididae. The record is from the annotation of a GenBank genome assembly.
AUGUUAAGGAAGAUAGCCUCAAAUAUACCAAAAUGUAGAAGGCAUCAACAGCUUGCUGACAGCUUCAGAUUUUUGUCUACAUCUUCAGAAGAAAACGUCUGGGAAGACCCGUGGAAACAUGCUGUUCCUAAGAAAGGUAAGCGAAUAUCUAUGGUUUUUACACUUUUUUACGCAUUUUACGGAGUAUUUUUGACAUUAUUUUAAUUUUUUGGUGCAAUUUAAGUUGUUUUAGAUUGUAAACUAUUGUUUUAACUUUCAGAAGAGACUUACACAUCUUUUGAAGAAGUAAAUGUUGAUUGGAAGUUGGUAGAGCGGCUGUUACCUCGAGAUCUGAUUCCAGAACCACCAACGAAUCAAAAAGUAACUCCAAGUGGAUGGAGGCCGCCAAAAGGUAAAAGGUUGUAGUUUUAUUCAUCUUUUGAGUUUAGAUCCAGUACCAGAUCUACCUUACUUCAUAAAACGAACUCGUUUCCACUUGCCGGCGGUGUAUUUGAGCCGGAAGAGGGAUCAGUUGGAUGUGAGGACGAUGCAGUAUGAAUACAAAGAAUUAGUAACACUAAAGAAUGUUUAUGGCGACGUUUUUGUGAGUUAAAAAAUUGCUUUUAAAUUUUUAUCUUAUGUAAUAUGGGAUUUUAGAUUAUGUAUUACUUUACGUUUAUGCGUACAUUUGACUAUAUUAUUUAUUUUAACAAAUGUUUAUGGUUUGUUUUAUAUAUGUAUAUUUAAAUAAUACAUUUUCUUAAUGUUUUAGGCAGCAGAAAAGGAUUUAAAAGAGUUCCUAGAACAACGUCUAGGCCAUCCAGUAGGAAUCUUUGCCAACGAACUUCAAGGCCGCAUUGUGGUGUGCGGGGCCGACAUGACUGAUAUUGAAGCUUUUGUAUUUGAAAAAGGAUUUUAG